UAAUAUGUCUCUGGAGGACCCACUCGUUAUGAGCCCAGAGGACAGCAGGGUUCUGGUUCUCAAUGCCUCCACAGAGGAGCAGCACCAAUACAACAUCUGGCUCCCGGGAAUCGGGAUCGCUGCUGUCUACGGGAUCAUCAUUAUCGUGGGUCUAGUGGGAAAUGUCACGUUAAUGAGGACGUGUCUAAUGGUGAAGUCCAUGAGGACGGUGCCCAACUUGUUCCUGUCCAGUCUGGCUCUGGGGGACGUGCUGCUGCUGCUGACCUGCGCCCCGGUGGACGCCAGCCGCUACCUGGUGGACGAGUGGGUCUUCGGCCGCGUUGGAUGCAAACUGAUCCCUUUCAUCCAGCUCACCUCUGUGGGAGUCUCAGUGUUCACCCUCACUGCUCUCUCCGCUGACCGGUACAAAGCAAUAGUCAGACCUCUGGACAUCCACAGGUCCAGCGCUGCACUCAGUAUCUGUUUUCGAGCGGGGGCCAUCUGGCUGCUCUCUGUGACUCUGGCCAUUCCUGAGGCCGUCUUCUCCGACCUGCACACCUUCACCACCAGCCACACCAAUGAGACAUUUGUGACCUGUGCGCCCUACCCCCACGCCAGGGAGCUGCACCCAAAAAUCCACUCCACCGCCUCCUUUCUCAUCUUCUACAUCAUCCCGCUCUUCAUCAUAUCAGUUUACUACUGCUUCAUCGCUCGCAGUCUGGUCAGGAGCUCUGUGGACAUCCCUGCUGAAGGGCACCUGCACCUCCAGAAACAGAUCAAGUCCAGAAAGCGUCUUGCCAAAACUGUGCUGGUGUUUGUCGGCUUGUUUGCUGUCUGCUGGCUGCCCAGUCAUGUCAUCUACCUGUACCGCUCCUACCACUACGACCAGGUGGACACCUCGCUGGGCCACUUCAUCGCCAGCGUAUGCGCUCGCAUUUUGGCCUUCACCAACUCCUGUGUAAACCCAUUCGCCCUCUACCUGAUGAGCAAAAACUUCAGGAAACACUUCAACAAGCAGCUCCUGUGCUGCACUUCUCCCAGACGCUUGUACAGUCAGAACAGUGGGAGCACAAAUAUAACCACCGUCUGAAAGCAUCUGUGUUUUCAUAAACUUCAUAACCCAUGUGCUGUGCUUCAGUAGGACUGUUGAUCAUAUUUACUCGCACGUUUACUUUAAUUAGAAGUGUCAACUUCAGUGUGAUGAAUGGACACGGUUACAAUCAUUUGGCCUUGUUGUCAAGUAAUUUCUCAUUAUUUUUUAUGAUCACUUCUCAGUUACCCUUUUUUACACCUUGAAAUAAUGUAAAAUGUUUAGCUCUCAACUAUCCAGUGUAAGCCACAGAAAUAACACAAGAUGCAGGAAGACUCUAAUCUCUUUUAAAACAAAAUAAACUGUUGAUUCAAUGAAAUACAAUCACUGCAGAUGUAAAGUCGAUCAUCCAAAACACUGGUAAAAAACAUCUUUUCUUGUUGCUUGAGAUUAUUUGUUUCCUGACAAAUAAAUGUUAUAUAAGAAAAAAAUGUGUUUGCAGUUGGUAAAUCUUCUCUGUUUGUAUCUCUGAUGUAAGCUGAAACAGAAUAUGACAGUGUAAGAAAAUUUAAUUGAUUGUAACCAUGCAUGAAAGGCCAGCUUUCUUGUGCAUGUUUUUUUAUCUGCACAGUGCCAUUUGUUUAAAAAAAGACGACUGGUGGAGAUAAAGCAAAAGGUUCCUCUGACAUGACUGAAUAGUCCAUCUGCUGUUCUGUAUUGUAGAAACAUUUCAAUGUUAAGUUAUUAGAAUUGUCAAAUGUCAGAUAGAUGUUUCUGUUACAUUGUAUGUUAGUUAAUGCUGUUGGCUGUACUUCUGUACACUGUAUGUAUACAUUUCAGCAGCCAUUUGUUACUUUUGUUUAAUGUUGAUGUUUAAUAUAGAGGUGCAACUAACAAUUAUUUGCAUAAGUGAUUCAAAAAAUGGUUAUUUUUGUGAAUAAUAGAUUAAUUGUUUAGUCUCUGCAAAAUGUCGUAAUUUACCAAAACCCAAGGUGAUCUUCAAAUGCCUUGUGUUAUGGCACCAGCAGUCCAAAACUCAAAAAUAUUCCA
Molecule: messenger RNA, 2059 nt
Organism: Sander lucioperca (pikeperch)
Lineage: Eukaryota; Metazoa; Chordata; Actinopteri; Perciformes; Percidae
Product: gastrin-releasing peptide receptor-like
Exons: 3
Coding region: 5-1069 (354 amino acids)
Biological process (GO): G protein-coupled receptor signaling pathway
Cellular component (GO): membrane
Molecular function (GO): G protein-coupled peptide receptor activity
Source: RefSeq, a predicted model, not a curated record